Messenger RNA from Lucilia sericata (common green bottle fly), 964 nucleotides. RefSeq lists its product as uncharacterized. NCBI's taxonomy places the organism in Eukaryota, Metazoa, Arthropoda, Insecta, Diptera, Calliphoridae. The record is from RefSeq and is a predicted model, not a curated record. The transcript has 2 exons. Bases 90 to 917 code for a protein of 275 amino acids.
UUUCGACUAUAAAGUAAACAAACUACUUUCUUAAUAAUUCAGUAAUUAAAAAGCCAUUGGGAAGAACAAACAUUAUAAGGUAUUAAAAUAUGUUUAAGUUCGUGGUUAUAGUAUUGCUCGUUGGAGCUGUGGCACGUGUACAAGCGCAACAAGUAAACAACAACAUUAACAAUAUCGAUGAAUAUAUAAAUCAAAACAAGCAGCAAUAUGCUCAAAAUAUACGAGAUUAUGAUCAACGUUUGGAGACAUUUAAACAAACAUAUACCGCUGGUCUGCAGGUGAUUCCCAAACGUCUGGACAUGCUAGUCGAUAGUAUUGGUCAGACAGAGAAACGUUUAAAUAGUCUCGAAAUCUUAAGUCAACAAUGUGUCCAAAAAUAUCGUUCAAAGUUGCCCAAUGUGAUUAUCACCAAACAACAAAUCAAUUUGUGUUAUACUACCGCUAAUAGCCAAACUGAAUAUUUGGUAGUACAAGCUUUUGGUACUAGAACAUCCUUAGAUAACUAUUACAAAUAUCAAUUUGAAGGUAGCUUACAAAGUUGUAAGGUACAAAUUGGCGAUUACAAUACAUGUGUCAUGAAUGCUGUAUCCAACGCCAAUGCUUAUACAGCCAGCAAUCGUAAGACAUUUGAUUCACAAAUGCAAACCGCUCAAAUUAAAGCUAAUGCCAAUACUGAUACAGCUUUCCAGUGCAGUUAUUCUACACAAAAUCAAGCCACCUCCGCCAUAGCUGAGAUCAAUAUCUUAACUGAUAGAUGCUUAAAGGGCCUUGAUGAUUGCAAACCCUGUUCAAAUCAAGGUUUUUCAUGUUCUGCUGUUUCACGUUCUGAAAUCGAUUAUAACAAUCCAUUAAUGACUAAUGUUUUCUAUGGACGUUAUGAACUAACUGAUUGUUUAUUGUUGAAGAUAUUCAGUUAGAUAAUUACAUUAAUUUGUUGUUGUAAUACUUAAAAAAAUAAAUUAUA